Messenger RNA from Pelobates fuscus (common spadefoot toad), 1146 nucleotides. RefSeq names its product CD80 molecule (gene CD80). Lineage: Eukaryota; Metazoa; Chordata; Amphibia; Anura; Pelobatidae. The coding region runs from base 31 to 966 and encodes 311 amino acids. Gene Ontology annotation, cellular component: external side of plasma membrane. The transcript is spliced from 7 exons. Gene Ontology annotation, biological process: positive regulation of T cell proliferation; immune response; cell surface receptor signaling pathway. The record is from RefSeq and is a predicted model, not a curated record.
UCUAUUGCAAACGGCUGUAAAAGGUUCAAGAUGCUACAAAUGGGGAUGUUCUCAAUUAUACUAUCAAUCCUUGUAAUCUUGACCCAAUUUGAGGUGGCAAGGACAACGAAUGAAGGGACUGCAUACAUGCCAGGAAUUGCAGUUUUAAGGUGCAACCCAUUAAAACCGGAAAGCCUCAAGGAAUUAGAGACAGUUUUCUUGUGGCAAAUGAAGGACAUUCAUGAAGAGAAAGUUAUAUUUGAAAAACAUAAGGGUGAGGUGAAAAAAGAUCAUCUUCAUCCAAACUAUGUAAAUCGCACAGUAGAACUUCAACCAAACUUGGAUUUGCACUUACACGAUGUCACACCAGCUGACGAAGGAAAGUACACAUGUGUCAUCAUGAAUAAAACAGGAUGGUCUCAAGUAUAUCACAGAUCAGAAUACAAUUUAAAAGUGAUCGUUAAUGAAAGCUCUCCAGAUAUCGUCCUUAUUUCAAAUGAUACAUACCAUUCUGGAAGUAAUCUCAAGCUGGAAUGUUCGUCUAAGCUGAAUUUUCCCAACCCUGAAGGAAUACUGUGGCACAUCUUCAACAGCUCUGGCAACUAUACCAUUAACGGCAACUCCACCAUUCACAAGAACAAUGUGACUACAGUGUACAAUAUAACCAGCUACUUGCACUGGCACGUGGCGGAAAAUACAAGCGUCAGCUGUGAGAUUCAGUCAAAUCGAAAUUUAAAAUCUGACAACUUGCUAAUAGUGAUAAAAUCUCACCCUCCUACCCCUGCAGAAGAAAAUAAUAUAAGCCUUAUCAUUAUCACUGCCAUUGCAUUGAUCAUCUUGUUUUCAACACUCUUUUUCGCAUUGUUCUGUUUUUGUCGGAAAAAGAAAUCAAAAUCAGCUCCACGUACAAGAAAUCAAGAUGUUGAAUUAGCUGAGCGAUUAAGACAGAAUGGGUCUCCUACUGCGGAUGAACCAGAUGGGCGUUAAUGUUGGAACUAGACCACAACACACUUGUACAUCGAGGAAUGAAGUGGUUUUUUGUUUAAACCUAUCGUCUUUUCCUCUGCCUCAGAACAAUAUCCCUCGGCCUAUGGACAAUAUUUCAUGAAACUGAAAAGGGAAAACUGGCUGAAGAAAAUGUGACAAUUGCCUUCUUAGUAUAAUUAA